AUGACAUUAAUUGCUUCACUCUCUACCAUUCUUUUAAACGCUUUGGUGAUCAUAGCCAUAAAGCAAAGGAAAGAGCUGCAAAACCUUCCACACAUUUUGUUGUCCAGCUUGGCAGUUACAGAUCUUCUAGUCGGCCUUACGGUUAUGCCGCUAUCUAUCACUGUUGAUGUCUUUAUAUUCCUUCGGCUUUCGUUUGAGCAUGUGUGCUCGUUACUGUUGGCGAGUCGUUGUUUUGGCCCCUUUCUCUUCUCAGCUACCUUACAUCACUUGACUAUUAUUGCUUGGGAGAGGUACGUGGCAAUCCAAAAAUGGAUGAACUACAAGAUUAUUGUCACAAAAAGGCGUCUCAAAAACCUUGCUACGGCUGCCUGGCUCUCAGCGCUUCUCCCGUCGGUUCCAGACUUUUUGAUGUUAGUGCUCGGUGUGGAUAGUAGAUUUUUGGCCGCCUGGUUAACUGUGUGGUCUUUUGUAUGGACAGCUUGUGUAAUACUUAUUGCAUAUUUCUACCGAAAGGUUUACCUUGGAAUACGCAAUUUGAAAACAAACGAAAUCAGUCAAGUCAACGCUCUCAUGAAAUUGAAGCGUGAAUCUAAAGUUGCAGUGACGACUGGCUUAUUAACCGCCGUUUUAAUACUCUCUUUUCUCCCAAUAACUGUGGUUGCCUUCUUAGGAAACGUUUUCUUGGUCUUUAAUACAAAUGUCGCUUUCCGAUUUACAUGGGCAGCAACGCAACUGAACUCUUUAUUGAAUCCGCUGCUCUACUGGUAUAGAGAUCGCCGUUUCAGAAUUGCCAUUCUCAAGCUGGUGGGAAUGAAAUCUCCGCCUCAAAAAUUUCAGCCGGCAGUUGAUGCCGCUCGAUUUAUCACGCGAAAGGAUCCUGCGGAGCUCAAUAACAUAGACAAUAAACCUACUAUGCUUGUCCCACAAUCAUGA
Messenger RNA from Orbicella faveolata, 933 nucleotides. Its product is annotated as 5-hydroxytryptamine receptor 1B-like. The record is from RefSeq and is a predicted model, not a curated record. NCBI's taxonomy places the organism in Eukaryota, Metazoa, Cnidaria, Anthozoa, Scleractinia, Merulinidae.